UUCAACACGCGCGAUCCGUGCAAAGAAGAAGCUGCACGGUCAUCGUGGCUGAGCACGCGGCAUACCUCGCGUUCGAUCCUACGUCGCAGAGCUCGUCCCGACGUUCCCGCGGUGAAGAUGGCCCUGAACAUCUUGGCCGUGUUGCUGAUGGUCUUAUACUACUGCGCCGUGGUGUCCGUGGGCGUGUGGUCGGGCCGCAAGAUGAACGCGGACAGCAGCGUGCAGGUGACGCGCCUCAGCGUCGAGACUCGUCGCAAGCAGGACGCGGCGCACGUUCUCAUGAAGCUGUUCAUAGCCAACCGCCACUUGCCGCUCUGGAUUGGCGUCGGCUCCAUGACCGCGACCUGGGUGGGCGGUGGCUACCUGAACGGAACAGCGGAGGCUGUCUACAGGCACGGAAUCCUGCGCUGCCACGCCCCUCUGGGCUACGCGGUCAGCCUGGUUUUAGGCGGCACUUUCUUCUCGAGCAAGAUGCGCGCGACCAAGCCGUUGACCAUGCUGGACCCGUUCCAGAACCGCUACGGCCGGUGGAUGGCGCUACUGCUGUGCUUCCCAGCAGUUGUCGGUGAAGUCUUCUGGACUGCCGCCAUCUUGGCAGCGCUUGGUGACACCGCCGGCGCUAUCAUAGAGGUGGACACACGCUUCUUCAUACUGGCCUCCGCUCUGGUGGUGUUCUUCUACACAUCGCUGGGCGGCGUCUACGUGGUCACACACACCGACGUCUUCCAGAUUGUCAGCAUGUCCGUCUGCCUGUGGAUUUGCGUGCCCUUCUGCUUACGCAACCACGCCGUUGGACAGAUGGGGCCUCCGCACAGCGACUGGGUCGGCACCAUCGCGUCUAGAGACGUGAGCCAACUUUUCGACGCCUUCCUGAUGACCGCGCUCGGAGGUAUUCCGUGGCAGGUGUACUUCCAGCGCGUGCUAAGCUGCGAGAGCGACUUCGACGCCCGGAUGCUCUCGUACUUGUCCGCCGUGGGUUGCAUCGCGCUGGCCGUCCCGCCUGCAGUGAUCGGCGCCGUGGCCAAAAGCGCGAACUUUACGGCGGCCGGCUAUCCGGGUCCGUACCAUUUGCGCGACAAGGACGUCGUGAGGGUGCUGCCAUAUUCCAUGCGCUACCUGACCACCGGCUUUGUCUCCAUGGUGGGCCUGAUCGGCAUCACGGCUGCGAUCAUGUCGUCGGCGGACUCUUCAAUGCUCAGUGCCUCCUCCAUGGUCACCAAGAACGUCUACCAGUCCAUCGUUCGACCCACGGCUUCCGACGUCGAGGUGUCCCUGGUGUUGCGAAUCAUGGUGUUCGCCAUCGGGUCCUGGGCCACCUACGUGGCGCUGUCCGUGAAUUCCGUGUUCGAGCUGUGGCUGCUCUGCUCGGACAUAGUCUACGUGCUGCUGUUCCCGCAGAUGAUCUCCGUCCUCUACUUCGAAGAUAGCAACACGUACGGCGCCUUCUUGGCUGGCCACGCAGGUUCCAGCCGGACCUGGAGCUUGUUAACGCCACCGUGACGCGCGCCCGGGGCACAGUACCCGGGGACCACUACAGGUCUGCACGUCAACACGAUGUCCUCCUGCACAAAUACGCUCCGCCGUCCCGACGCGACAACUCGUCGCGUGUUGUCUUGUCCGAGAAGGCGACGUUUUCGGGGGUUUGUCGCUCGAGCCAGGACGAGGAAGGUCGUCCUCGCGUGCUACAAGAAAGUACAAGGCUCUUCCACUGCGUCCUGCUGAUGAUGUCCUGGUGGUAGCCGGACACCACGUUCGACGCCGUCCUGGCUUUCUCACUGAUCGUGUCUUUCAACGAUCACCCGGAAUCGCCAUUCGGAAGGCACUCGAUGCCUCCGGCUACCUCUGCGCGUUAUGUGCGGGUCACGUGUGCGUGCUAAGCACCAUUCGAAUAGACUUGCAUUGCACGACGUAAGCCGUACGGGCAUAUUUUAUGAAAAUAUAGACUC
This is a messenger RNA of Dermacentor andersoni, 1946 nucleotides long. NCBI's taxonomy places the organism in Eukaryota, Metazoa, Arthropoda, Arachnida, Ixodida, Ixodidae. The record is from RefSeq and is a predicted model, not a curated record.